AUGGAUUUAUAUUUGUCACAAGUGGAGCUCGAGAGAAUUCAAACCUCUUGGAGCGACAUACCCUCGAAGAGACGGUUUUGCAAUAUGUUGUAUUCCAACUUGAUUAUUCAAAACCCACAUAUUAACCAAGUGUUUAAUAAUGAUGAUGAUUUAAUUGACGAACAUGCCGAUACAUUUAAAGAAUUGUUUGACUAUGUCAUUAUUCAUCUCAGAAAUAUGGCCUUGGUUGAAGAAUUUAUAACCAAGUUUGUCAAUGAACAUUCUUCGUUCUGUUCCUUAGCUGACAAAUACUUGGACACUAUGGGUAAUUGCUUAUUGGAUACCCAUAAGCAAAUAUUAGGUGACGGUUUUGAUAAAGAUAUGGAGUUGGCUUGGAUUAGGGUAUAUGUAUUUAUUGCAAAUUAUAUUUUGAAGUUAACUGAAGAACCAUCUGAUGCUGAAUCUGCUUCUUCACUUACCGACAUUGAGCCUUUGAAAAUUGGCAAGAGUCCAAUGACACCAAACACUCCACUCACACCAAUAAUGGAUGAAGAUGCCGCUUUUGAAGAAAACACUCAAGAUUCUGAAAAUGCUGAGACCAUCAAUACAAUUAAGUUCUUGUUGAGUUCCAACUCAAAGUAUAGAGGGUUUAGAAGAUCUUCCAAUAUCCCCAAGGAUGAACCAAUUACAGUCAGUGUUCCACCAUCAAGAAGGUCGACGUUAUCUCCAGGUUUGAGAAAUAGUCUUUCCAAGAAGGUCGAGACUGUGUGUGAAGUGGACGAAAACUUUGAUCCAAGAAAUAGAAGAAGAUUGUCAAAUGCUACUUCGUUUGUGACGGUCAAGUCCCAGCUGCCACCUUCUUCCAUUGGAGAUGACAAGGAUGAAACGUUUGAUGUUGUUGACUCAUUAUCAGGUGAUUCAUCGGAUGAAUAUGAAGAAAGAAAUGAACGUGAAGAUGAAUUUUCUACUCCUAAACCAUCGUUCACGCUGGAUAGAUUUAGAUCUCCUUUAUUACAAAGAUUAAGAGAAAAGCAACAAUGGAAUGCCAUUGACGAAGAUGAAUCCGAUGAGGAACGUGAACAAGAAGAACAUCAACGUAAAGUACAUCAACAACGUGAAGAACAAAAGCAACGUCAAUGGGAACAUGAGCGUCAACAAAUGGAACUUGCUCGUCAAAUGGAACGUUUACAUCCAGUUGAAGAAGAAAAGCCCAGAUUAAAUCUCAGAGAAUCAUUUCCAACAAUUGAACAAGAUGACGAACCAUUUGACCCAAGAAGAAGAAUAAGAUCAAGAUUCAACCAACCUGUGAAGUUAUCAUUGAGAGAAUUAACCAGUAGCGAGGAAGAUUUGUCAACUCCAUUCCAGCAACCAGGUGUUCCACAAAGAUCCCCUGCCAGAUUAAUGAAACACGCUGCUUCUACUGAAUGUUUUGGUCUUAAAGGGUUGGCUCCAAUUGUUGAACAUGAAGAUAAAUUUAUCAAGAGUGAUACUUCUAGCUCUAGAACAUCUUCAUUGUCCUUGGGUGCUUCUCAUUCUCAUUCGGGUUCCUCCAUGUCUUCCACGACUGAAGAUAAUUCCUACAGCAAACCGGUUGCGCAAUCGAGAAAUCAACAAAGUUCAUUGUGCAACCUUCGUUAUGCAUCUUCCACCCCUUCAUUAAUCCUGGAACCAAAUACCCCUAACCGUGCCUCGUUGGGAUUCAUGAGAUCAUCAUUUGUCUUGAAGAAGGAAAUGGAUCAACUUGGAUACAACAUACCCGAGAAUGUCAGUGGAAACAGUGGUGAUAUCUUGAUGGCGCCAGUUAAAUUGGAAGCUCCAAGACCACAAGUUCACUUGUUGGCUAAUGAUAGUAUGUAUCUGUUUGAACCACCAGUGAAGCCAGAUAACAGUGAUGAUGUAAGCAGCAUCAAUCCAUUUGAAAUCGCCACUGCCAACACCCUGAUGUCUUCUGAAAAAUCUUCCAGAACAUCGUUGAGAAAGAAGCUUGGUUCAUUAUUUUCUAGCAAGUCUUCGUCACAGCCAGCCAAGAGACUGACUAGUAAAACCACUGUUAAAUCCUCAGGAGCCAGUGUAAUCACAGUUGAUCCAAAGCAUUAUUCAUCAAGAAAUACCUCAGGUCAAACUUCAAUGUUCACCGCCAGACAAAUGCCUGAACCUCCACGUAAUCCAUUUACACCAUCCGUAACCUCGAGAAGUGAUUGUCGAUCAGUCGCAUCUACCGAAACCAGAAGUUCAACUAUUUCUGGAUUUUCGUUAUUGAAGAAGAGUGACAAACGUGGUGUCAAGUAUACUUUACCAGAAGCUAGACACACUAGUAGAGGAAACAGAUAUGUGGUUACUAAGGUGCCUUAUAAUAUAUUUACUUAA
Molecule: messenger RNA, 2346 nt
Organism: Spathaspora passalidarum NRRL Y-27907
Lineage: Eukaryota; Fungi; Ascomycota; Pichiomycetes; Serinales; Debaryomycetaceae
Exons: 1
Coding region: 1-2346 (781 amino acids)
Biological process (GO): cellular response to nitrosative stress; nitric oxide catabolic process
Cellular component (GO): intracellular anatomical structure
Molecular function (GO): oxygen binding; heme binding; FAD binding
Source: RefSeq, a predicted model, not a curated record